UUGCAUCUAGCGGCUUGCUUUCGGGUGGACAGUCUUAAUUCUGCUCUUGAGCGAGUCGCUUCGUCAUUAGUUUUCUUCUGGUACAUCGUAUUCAGUGACAUCUCCAUAUUUAUUCCUUUUUUUCCGUCUCUGUUUCCUUCGACAGAUUUACCAUUGCACGCAUAAUCCCGACAUCAAAGCUGCACAGAUCUAUUAUUUCCUCCUUAUCAAGAGUUUUUCUUGAACGAAAAGAGAAAGUCACGACAAGUAUUAAGAUAAUGUACUUAGUUUAAUAUUCGACAAGUUAUAGUUAGUUUGUUUACUUUGGUUGCAAGCGAAGUUUCUGCCUUGCCAAUCGAACGAUACCUGUUGGACUACAAGAAAUCGAUCAACGUGCACACACGAUUCUACGCAAUAUUUCAAGGAAUUUCCUGUUGAAAACAUGCCGAGUAGCAAAACCAGAAUCGCUAUAAUUGGUGGUGGAGUAGCUGGACUGGUGGUAGCUCGUCAUACAGCCGCCAAAUUGGACACUUACAGUCUUACGUUAUUCGAGCAAACCGAUCAAGUUGGUGGUACAUGGAUUUACACUGAUGAAACCGAUGUCGACAAGCAUGGACUACCGGUUCAUAGUAGUAUGUAUAAGAAUCUAAGAACAAAUCUUCCUCGGGAAAUAAUGCAAAUACCUGAUUUUCCAAUGACACAUGACGAAGGGCCAUCAUUUGUUCAUCACAGCGUAAUUCGAGAAUAUCUUUCGGAUUAUGUAAAACAUUUUAAUUUAUAUCCGCAUAUAAAGUUAAAUACUCUGGUAAAGCACGUGGAACCAGAAACUUUGAGAAACGGUCAAACAAUCUGGAUGGUCACGUACGAGGAUUUGGAAAGCAAAAUAGAAACAACUAAAACGUUCGACGCCGUGGUCUUGUGUAAUGGUCACUAUACCGUAGGCCAUAUUCCACACAUUCCAGGUAUUGAAAGUUUCCCCGGCGAAUCUAUACAUAGCCAUCAGUACAGGGUACCGGAAGUGUACACUAGGAAAAGAGUUUGCAUCCUCGGUGCCUCUUGGUCUGGUAUUGAUAUCGCCAUAGAAGUCUCGCAAUACGCCGAAAAGGUAUAUUUAAGCCACAACCUACCAGAACCAGUUGAUUCGAGAAUGUCGAAAAACGUAGAACAGAGGCCUGGAAUUCAAUCGAUUCAAGGAAACAUAUUCAUCUUCCACGAUGGUUCCACGGCUGAAGUAGACAACUUCAUAUAUUGCACCGGCUAUAAAUUUACGUAUCCCUUUAUGUCGACUAAAGUUGAGAUGCGUACGGACAACAAUCACGUCGAGCCGAUUUACAAACACCUAAUACACAUGGAUUAUCCGAAUUUAUUCGUAAUGGGACUGCCUGCAAUAGUAAUUCCAUUUCCUAUGUUUCACCUGCAAGCUCAGUAUAUUUUAAGCAUUCUCGAAAAUCGCAUUAAGUUACCUUCUACUGAACAAAUGCGCGAAGAAUAUCAGAUGGAAAAGGAAGCUCUUCUCGACCUUGGAAUUCCGCUAAGACAUAUUACCAAACUAAAGGAACGGCAAUGGGCGUAUUACGACGAAAUAGCUGCGGCUGCGAAUAUUGCAAGUUUCCCACCAGUAAUCCGAAAAAUUUACGAUCACUCGAAUCAAAUGCGUGAAUUGGAUUUCACCACUUACAAGAACUACCAAUAUCGCAUAAUUGACGAUGAAAAUUUUGUAGUGUGUUAUUGUAAACCUUGUUAAGCCUUAAACGCGGAAAUCAAGCAGAGCUGUUCUAAUUAACGAAUGUUUUGCAUAGAAAUCGUUGAAAGUUCGCUAUUACUUGGCGUUCAAUGAUAUUUCUUGUGUUUUUUGUUCUAUUAAGCUCAAGAUCACUUUAGCGUCUUUGUUUGUUUAGCACUGAAAUACCAGUGCACUAUGUCUACAGUCUAGAUAAAACAAGUCGAAGGAUGAUAACGUUUCGCAUACUUCUUUACGAAAUAAAGCGUAUGUCGAGACGAGAAUGAACAGACAUAGUUGCGAAAUCGAACGCAGCAAACAAAGCUUAACAGCGACUAUUUGUUCUGUAAUGCUGUUUGAUAUAUUUCAGUAUCGUUUAUAUAUUUGAGCGAAACUUCCAAGCUUGUACGUAUAUGUGCACACGUCAAUUGCAUUAUACCGUUACUUGUGUCAAUUAAAAAUUGAGGAAUUUUGUGAAAUUUUGUAAAGUAGAAACCUAUGUUAGUAUCUGGACUAACAGGUUAAUUUACUACUAUGACUUAAAUCUCCUUAUUCAUUAUAUAAUUAUGUUAUCUGACUUUAAUCAUUGCAGAGUAAUAUAUUACUACUUUUUUAAAUCUAAAAUUAAGUUUUUGAAGUUUAAUAUUAUAACAAUAUUAGAUUUAAUCAUUAUUGAUUCUUUGGAGAAAUUCAAGGAACUUUGAUUGGUGGUAUCAAGAUUCAUAUUAAUUCUUUGCGUAGCUUCAAACAAGAAAUGAGUA
This is a messenger RNA of Bombus impatiens (common eastern bumble bee), 2460 nucleotides long. Its product is annotated as flavin-containing monooxygenase FMO GS-OX4. The coding region runs from base 422 to 1723 and encodes 433 amino acids. The record is from RefSeq and is a predicted model, not a curated record. The transcript is spliced from 7 exons. NCBI's taxonomy places the organism in Eukaryota, Metazoa, Arthropoda, Insecta, Hymenoptera, Apidae. Gene Ontology annotation, molecular function: NADP binding; N,N-dimethylaniline monooxygenase activity; flavin adenine dinucleotide binding.